Molecule: messenger RNA, 639 nt
Organism: Mercurialis annua (annual mercury)
Lineage: Eukaryota; Viridiplantae; Streptophyta; Magnoliopsida; Malpighiales; Euphorbiaceae
Exons: 4
Coding region: 18-470 (150 amino acids)
Cellular component (GO): endoplasmic reticulum lumen
Molecular function (GO): oxidoreductase activity
Source: RefSeq, a predicted model, not a curated record
UACAGAUUCAGAGGAAGAUGGGUUUGUUAAUAUUGUGUGUUGUUGUAUUAUUACCAAUUGUAUCAUCACAACUGAGCUCAAGAGAAUGUGAGAAUCUAGGUUUUACAGGACUUGCUCUUUGUUCUGAUUGCAAUACUUUCGCUGAGUAUGUCAAAAAUCAAGAGUUAGUGUCUGACUGUUUGAAGUGUUGCACUGAGGACUCUGAUGACUCCAUGAGCAAGAUCUCCUAUUCGGGUGCAGUACUGGAGGUUUGCAUGAGGAAAUUAGUGUUCUAUCCUGAAAUUGUCGGUUUCAUUGAAGAGGAGAAGGACAAAUUUCCAACUAUUAAAGUUAAAUAUGUUUUCAACUCUCCACCAAAGUUGAUUAUGCUGGAUGACGAGGGUCAGCAGAAAGAAACCAUCAGAAUCGACAACUGGAAACGUGAACAUGUGCUGCAGUUCUUGCGAGAAAAGGUUAAGGCUGCUUCUUAGCUGCUCCACAUUGGUGGAAUAGUUUGAUUUAGUUGACCUCUCUAUAGUGCUGUUUUAAUUUUAAAGUUUUGCUCGAGUUCGUUGCGAAACAGAUAGACUGUCAUUGAUCACUGGACAAUCUCAAUACCUUUUUUUGUACUAAGAUAAAUAUGAUGUGGGGUGAAUUAAA